UGGACAUCAUCUCAAGCAGAAAUGUCAAAUUGAGGCUUAAACACCCUUGGGCUUCAAUGUCGCUACGAAGAUGCCCCCCAACGACUCGUCCGCUGCUCCCAUAUCGAACCGUGCAAUAAAGAAGAGAGCUUCGCAAGCAUGUCACCAUUGCAGGACGCGCAAGGUCAAAUGCGACCUUGUCAAGUCCGGGAUCCCGUGCCACAAUUGCGAGUCCGAUGGCGUUGAAUGCCUGGUCGUCGAAUCGAGGAGGAGCAGGAAAUAUCGACUUCAGAAGCGCCAGUUGACCGGCCUCGUCUCUUUGCCUCCGCUGGUUCAAGCUCAACCAAGAUCCGCAUCUGAGGAUUCGCCUUCAAUUGCUGGUAAGGAAGAAGAGGCGACCAAGGAAGCCGUGACCCAAUUCGAUCUCGAGGCUCCGGCAGCUUCUUCGGUCGCUGGCGGCAAGUUUCAAAGUCCUUCUGCUAUCUACGUAGGUCCAGAUCGUAGUUCGAGUCGCGUGAGCCAGCGACAUGCCCGCACCAGCGCCCCUGCGGCUUCGCCGGCCCAGCCGACAUUACACGUCGACCUUCCGUCGUACAUUCGACCACUCCGGCCGGGCAUCCAGGCAGAUGAUGUUGACCUCCUCGCCCGACGUGGAGCCUUGAGUCUGCCGGACGACGAGCUCCGUGACCAACUACUUUGCUGCUUUGUGCUUUACGUGUAUUCUUACAUGCCGAUCAUCGACCUUGAGGACCUUUUCAAUGCUCUUCAUGGCAAGGAGGACGCCCCGAAGGUCAGUCUUACGCUCUUUCAAGCGGUCAUGUUCGCCGGAAGUGCUUUUGUCGACCUCGAACUGCUUCAAAAUGCAGGGUACGAAAAUCGGAGAGCCGCCAGAGCCGACUACUAUCGGAAACUGAAGCUGCUUUACGACUUCGACUGGGACGUCGAUCGCCUUGCGCUCAUCCAAUCACUCCUGCUAGCGAACUACUGGUAUGUCUCCGAGAACGAUCAGAAGGACCCAUGGCACUGGCUAGGUAUCUGCAUCUCACUUGCAACGAGCAUUGGCUUGAACCAGAGGAUCACGUAUCACAAGAAGGACCAGAAAACCUGCCGGCUGUGGAGACGUGUAUGGUGGACGUGCGUUAUGCGGGAUCGUAUAAUAGCAGUGAGCAUGCGAAGACCGCUACGGAUCAAGGACGAAGAUAUUAACCUCCCACCACUUACGCUCAAUGACUUUGAUAUCCGACCUGUAAUAUCUUCCAUGGCCUCACUCCAUGACAGUCCGUUUCUCGUGGAUUUGUCGCUCAAGAAGAACCUCGCCGAGAUGUGCAUGGCUAAAAUCAGCCUCUUGCUAUCCAUGGGCCACAUCAUCAGGGAUCUCUACCACUUGCGGGUCUUUGGUGGCUCGACUGCUGAAGCCACCAUGCUCUACAAGCCUCGGGCCCAGGCAUCGCACAUCGAUCCAGAACAAGUGGCGGCGUUACAUAACGAGCUGGAUCAAUGGUACAGAAAUCUACCAGUCACCUGCUGGCUGUCACCUCUGUCUUGCGGCGAGAAUGUUCGCCGCUACGACGCUUGUACCGAGGAUGCACUAUUCUUGCACAAAGCCUUGCUUCGCAUGAUCUACCUGAUGGCCACUGAAAAUCUGCACCGACCUCAAAUGUUGUUGAAGGGCAUGUCGGCGGAUUCGACGUCAAAGGUGCAAGAAGCCGCCGAGGAAAUAGCUGACAUGGUUCAACGGCUCCAGGAGCGCAAUCUGGUCCGAUUCCUCCCGCCACUGUCGGUCAGCUUCAUGCUAUUUUCUCUUGCAGCUUUCCUGGUCGAGAUCAAGACCAAGGGCCGGAAUCUGCCCGGUCAACAAUUUCAUCACUGCAUCCGAGCUUUAUGGCAACUGCGAGAUAUUUGGCCCAUAGCUGAUUCCGCAUGCUUUCUGAUCGGCCAGAUGAUCACCAAGAGCCAGGUUGGGGGCAUUUCGACGCCCGGCAUUCAACCUACGCAAAUGACCUACGCUGAUGGUCCAAAAACAAGUAGCAUGCGUCAGCACAAGAAGACGGACGCGCCACGAUAUCCCAUGGCCUUGGUGGAUCACCAAGAUAUCAACGGAGAAGUCCUAAAAACUAGUAGCACUUCUUACAGACCAAUCAAUCAACCAGUCUCGGCCGACAUGAAUCACCCACCAGCAGAUCUAAUGCCGACCUCCACAUCGUUGGCAUUCCCCGACAUGAAUGACCCGACUCUAUAUGCCUGGACAGGAUCAGAGUUCGAUCAUCAGUACGGCGUCAUAACGAACGGUCAUGCUUUGCAAAUGGACUUUGCCUUUGAUGAUCUUGGAGGAGAUAUUCAGAACGGUCUAGGGAUGCUAGGCUUUGGACCAUCACCGGGUGACCUUGACCUCGACCUCGACCUCGACCAGAUUGCUGGGAUUGAUAUGCCGUAUACGUCGACCGGCCAACCACAUGCAGUCUUGACGGAUGACUGGACCUCGCAAGCACAAUCGCAGAAUCAAUACUUGGAUCAUUCUUCGUUCCAUGCUCCGCCAGCCGUGUGAGCCGGACAUGGUGCUUGGGCUCGCGUUGAGUUCUGGGAUUGGGCUGGAUUCGAUUCGUUAUAGCCCCAUGCGAGUGACUGAGUCUAGUCAUCGAGAACAACUCGAUCGAUGCUCUGGUCUUGGUUUGGGGGAAAUAGCCACGAGUCGACAACAUACCGCAACAGCACCGCAGGACUGUUAAAACAACAUUGGCUUGUGCUUCAGCUGAGGGGGCUCUGUUGACACCAGGACGUCCCUUCGUCUCCUAACUUAGCGUCCAGGCAUUGACGCUGGCUUUGCUUGUGGUCGGUGAUUCCGUGUCUCGGACUUGAUUCGAUUCGAUUCCCUCAAGCAAAUACAAUGCCAGUCAAUCACCAGCGUCAACGGAUGGCCAGAACGCCAGGUGUGUUCAAAGGAGAAGCCUUGCCUCCCAGCUUUGCUGUUCUGUGUGAAAGUGGGGAGUCGCCGAGAUGCCGGCUGAACCACGCGAAGAUACUGGCGACUGAACGUGGGUGUUUUUGAUCGUUGUUGAGACAAGCCACGCCACUGCAAUCAUUGCCUCCGUACGGAGUAUAACCACCUGGGGUACAUAUCCGGGUCCGCUGCAAGUAUCAACUUAGUGGCCUGGCUCAAACCCGUCGCGGUCGUUGCUGCGUGAAUGUUCUCGAGGGACCCGAUUCAUGCCUGCACUGUAUUGCACAUCACGUACCGCCUUGGCCUCGAAGACGGGAUAGGAGAAGGCGAUCGAAAAACACAUCAGCUAUCUGCUCCGCAGGUGAAAUGGCCGGCAGGAGCAGGCACGGACGUGAACAAAGUGCUCAUCAUUUUUAUUCCCAUUCUCAGAUUUCUCGUGUCAAAUUCAUUUCUUUCCCUAUACUCCGUAUCUAGGUAGUCAUUGCAGAGGCCAGUCC
Molecule: messenger RNA, 3414 nt
Organism: Exophiala xenobiotica
Lineage: Eukaryota; Fungi; Ascomycota; Eurotiomycetes; Chaetothyriales; Herpotrichiellaceae
Exons: 3
Coding region: 71-2524 (817 amino acids)
Biological process (GO): DNA-templated transcription; regulation of DNA-templated transcription
Molecular function (GO): DNA-binding transcription factor activity, RNA polymerase II-specific; zinc ion binding; DNA binding
Source: RefSeq, a predicted model, not a curated record